Penicillium brevicompactum is the source of this 1740-nucleotide messenger RNA. RefSeq lists its product as uncharacterized. The transcript is spliced from 2 exons. Bases 1 to 1740 code for a protein of 579 amino acids. Lineage: Eukaryota; Fungi; Ascomycota; Eurotiomycetes; Eurotiales; Aspergillaceae. The record is from RefSeq and is a predicted model, not a curated record.
AUGCCGACCGUCAUCUCCCUCCCUCCGCUCCAAACUGACUGGAUGAAUCGCAAUGGAAAAUGGCCCGUCUCUCCCUCUGAGACCAUGCAUGCACCUGUGAAAAACGACUCUGCCUAUAACUCCGACUUGCAAGAAACCUUGAACCCCGCGAAGCUUCGUCGUCGAGCCUCCCAGGGAUCUUUGCGGACACGUCCCUCCCCCGUUUCCCGCUUCCUCUCGAAGAGCAGCGUGGCCGUGAACUUCCCAUCCUGGGAACACCGGUCCUCGCAUGGGUCGACUCGGUCUGAAUCCCGCACCAGAUCCGCCGACUCUCGCCUUCGCCUUUCUACCACCGUGUCUCGCGGGCCGAGACCUCUCACUGCUUCUUCCUCGUGGAACUCUCCGCCUGCAUACCAAGGCGAAUACCCCACCACGUUACCCCCCACGCCGCCUGAGGACGAUAUCCCCGUAGCCUGGGAUACCAAGUCUGAGAUGUUGCUGUUUGAUACACACCAUCCGGGCAACAUGCCCAUGAUGGAUGACACGCCGAGCGUGGACAACUCCUCGACAAAUGGAACGUCAGAUACAUUGAGCAGCCCAUCAGAUGGGCUAUCACAUAGAGGCUCCAGCAGCUCCGGCGGUAGUCCGGGACCUCGCGAUGAUAUGGACUGCCAGCAAGAUAUGGGGUCAUGGCUGGAUCAUGGCAUCAAUAUGACUGCUUCUUCACUCUCUCUCGCCAACCCUCGAGGCGAGGCUGUCAAAAUCGUUUCCCAGACCCUCCCAUAUCCUCAAACAUCUGAUCAGUCGGUGUCAUUACCUAAAACCGACAGCGUCUUUUGCUCCAUGGUUCAGGCCGUCCACAACCACCUCCAGCCUGGCCAAUCUCCAUAUAUCAAUGUCACACACGCAGUGCCGGAGCACUUUAGUCUCUCGAAUCUCCCCCACUCUCCACCCAGCACACCGCGCUCCUCAACUUCUGCGGAGGAUUACUUCAAUGCCACCGUCUUCUCCAGUGCGGCGGUCGUCGGAGCCUAUCACGAUUACCGUGGUCCCCUCCAACGGCAAAUGACUCAUGCCCCGAUGCCCAUCGUGCCUCCUCACAGCGUCCACAUCUCCGUUCUCGAGCGCUAUCUCCCUCCACCUUCCGCUCAAGAAUACCGUGAUGUGUUCUGUCCCACCCGUCCGUCGUUCCUCGUUGAUCGCAUGAGCGAGCUGUCGCCCAACGGCGGCUCCCUCCUUUUCGUGUACCCUACCAAGAAGGGUGCAUCGACCUUCAAAUCUCAAUACCUCGGACCUAUUCUCGACCCCCUCCUCCGCCAACUCGUCGUGGUGAAUGAACUCUCCGCAGACGUGGGCCGCUACCUCGGCAAACUCUCCUCGGUCUCCCAGAUGGACGACUUCGCCACCAUGAAGGCGAACAUCGUCGCACUCUGCGAGUCCCUCAGCUCUCCCUCCUCCAAAUUCCACGUCGCAGAUGCUGGCCGCGGAAGCACCCAUCUUGACCGCAACCAAUGGUCCGAAUGGUUCAUCCACCAAGAGAAAGCCCGCAUGAAAGAGGUCCUCAGUCUAUACUGGCAGAACGGCCGACGCUCGCACAAGUCGAUGGGCCCCGGUUCCGGCAUGAUGGGCAGCAAAGAAGUCACCUCAUCAGGACUUCUGAGCGAGAUCUGCGACGGAAUCCGCAAACGACGAUACGGCGAAGACAACGAGCCUCGAGACGGUAUCGAGCUCGGAGUCUUCGUCAUCCGUCGAUCCAACUAG